Molecule: messenger RNA, 1104 nt
Organism: Acanthosepion pharaonis
Lineage: Eukaryota; Metazoa; Mollusca; Cephalopoda; Sepiida; Sepiidae
Source: the annotation of a GenBank genome assembly
AUGCCAAUGAUCGCCUCCUUUCUUGUAGAAUUAAAUUCUUCUUUCUUCAGAUAUUGCUUCCCUCGUUUUGUUUUUUUUUCCUUUAUUUUUUAUUUAUUUUUUCUUCUUUCUCUCAUUCCUAAUGUUGUAGAUUCGAGUUUUAAGCAUUUUCUUUCAUUACAUUUUUCAUUCUUUUUUAAACUUUCCUCUUUCAUUUCUUUCUCUUUCCCUUCUUUAAUCACAUUUUAUCUUUCGUUUUCUCUUUCAUUUUCUUUCUCAUUCCUUUCAUUAAUCACCGUUAAGUUCCCCACAUUUUUUUUUAAUUUUCUCUCAUUCCUAAUCUUAUUCUUCAUUAAUGUUUUCUCUUUCAUUUUUCUCUUUCCAUUUUUCAUCAUCGCUAGCUUUUCUCAUCUUUUUUCCUUCUUUCUCUCAUUCCUAAGCAUGUUUUCAUUCUUUUUUUUUAAAGUUUUCUCUUUCAUUUUUUCUUUCUCUUCUUUAAUCACUUUUCUUUCAUUACAUUUUCAUUUUUCUUUAAAGUUUUCUCUUUCAUUUUUUUUUUGUUUUCUUGUUCCCUUCUUUAAUUACCGUUUGCUUGUUCUCUUGUUAUUUUUUUCUUCUUUCGCUCAUUCCGAAUGUUUUUUCUCUUUCUCUGUUUCCCUUCUUUGCUCACUCUUAGCUUUCCCCUCUUUUUUCUUCUUUUUUCUCACUACAAAUCUUCUAGAUUCGAGUUUUAAGAAUUUUCCUUCAUUAUUUUUUCAAUCUUCUUUAAAGAUUUCCUUCACAUUGUUUUCUUUCCUCUUUUUAAUCACAGUUAUUUUUUUCGAUUCGAGCAUUUUCUUUCAUUAUUUUUUUUUUCAUUCUUUAAAUUUUCUCUUUCACUUCUUUAAUCGCCGUUAUCUUUUAUUUUUACCUUUUAUUUUUAUUUUUCCUCUCCUUCCUAAUCUUGAGCGACUUCAUUUAUUUAUUCAUUUUCAAGAUUAUUAUUUUUAUUAUUUCUUCAUUUCUUUUCUUUUUCUUCUUUUGUUUUUCGGUUAUUUUCUCUCUCUCUCUCUCUCUCUCUCUCUCUCUCUCUCUCUCUCUCUCUCUCUCUCUCUCUCUCUCUUUCAUUAUUUUCUUUGUUUCUGA